Molecule: messenger RNA, 5828 nt
Organism: Pan troglodytes (chimpanzee)
Lineage: Eukaryota; Metazoa; Chordata; Mammalia; Primates; Hominidae
Product: skin secretory protein xP2-like
Exons: 4
Coding region: 1460-1927 (155 amino acids)
Source: RefSeq, a predicted model, not a curated record
AAUUUAAAGAGUUUAUUUGAGCAUCCAGUGAUUCAUGAAUCAGCACUAGACCACAAUCAGUUCAGUGGUCCACUGUGGAGGCAAAAAGGGAAAACUUUUGUAAGAUGUUUGCAGACACAAAACAAAUAAAAUAUUUGGUUAAAUUGGGAAGUCCCUAGUGAGAAGUUGGUUGACAGUUUCUAGUUGGUUAAGCUUAAGUUUUGUUUUCUGGAUUUAACGUCUUGUUUCUAUAAUUAUAAAAUGGUCACUUCAAAAACCUAGACAUGUAUAAAGUAAAAAUUUUCCACAAUACCCCACCCAAAGAUAACUUUUUUGAGUAUGAAUUUGUUCUUCCUCAAAAUACGCGUUUUAAACAAUUGAUAUCAAAAUGCAUCUUGUUUAUUUGGCUUUUGAAACUGUUAUAACACAACUUAUAACAUUGGAAAUACAUUAUUUUAUUAAUACAAAGUUGUUUUCAUAGUAAAAUACCAAAUUAAAGUCAGAAUGAAACAUACCAUAUACAUGUAGACGAAAAAUGAAAACUGUCAAUGUAUCCUUAUCUCUAAAAAGCCACAAAUUACAUUCUUUGAAGUAAAUAUUGGGUUUUAUUUCCUAAACUAUACACAUCAAUAUCACCUCCUGAAGCUUUUUACCCAGUUUCACGGUUGGUAUUUCGGACAUGCAAUGUUCCAUGCUGUCAACCUUGGAAUGCCUCGUUUGGAUACAGGGAGACAAAGACUUGGAGACCCAGAAGUCUGAAAGUGGUUCUUGACCGACUUUGUCCACUCAAAUUAAGGCAUCAUGCAGCUGGUCAUCACUUACAUUGCUGGUUGCACGCAGGCACACACACACCAGUGCUCACAGCCAGCACGUGUUAAGAAUGGCUGAGCUGGACCAAAUGGUAUGCGUGUCUUUCAUCAAUAUAAACAUGGACUGCAUUCAUCUGGACACGGGCCUUUCCCACCUACCGAGCCUGCCCACCACCCGAAGUUUAAGCUCAUCUUGGAAGACCUGACACUCAGCAAGCCGUCUCCCCUUGUUCCACCGGCUUUGUGGCCCCAAUGUCUGUAUAAGCUGCUGAUUUGCCUUCGGAAAACAAACCAGCAUCGAUUUCAGAGAAAUUACUGGAUAAUUUGCGCUGUGAGGCGCCUAGAUCGCAAGGCGCACUCCACAAAUGACAGCCGAUCCCGUGCACUUGUCCAGUCAUUCGGGUGGCAUAGUGUCCGGGUGGAAGCCCGCCAAAAUAAUCCAUUUGGAAGGCACGGAGGGCUUCACUAGAAAUUGCCUUCCUGUAGCUAUGAGACAUUGAGCAAAACAGAUAAGAACUGGGGCAAUGGAGGCAUAAACAUUAAGGCUAGGAUGUAUUUUUGGGGAGAAAGCGGAGGCUAGCAGGGAGGAAGCUCAACUUUAUGCACCGCGCCCGGGAAUGCUUUGCCUUUAACCACUAGCUGAGCCGCCCGGCUGAGGGAGCCCUCCGGCAAUGAGCGCACGCAACCGUGAAGUCAGAUUCCUCCGCCGACCGCGGCCCUCUCUCCUCGGGCUUUGCCUUCGCUCUCCAGCUUUUCUUCUUUCACUCCCGCUCGCCGACUCCAGCCCGCUGGGCUCACGCUCUGCCGGACACCAAUCCCGGCUGCCCUGCCCGACGGAGCUCAAGGCUAGGCCUGGCCUUGUCCGCGGAGUCCGCCCCUCGCCGCCACCGGGAUCCGCCCCCGCGCCGACACGCACUUCCGGCAGCGCCGCGGCCGGGAGGGACCGAGCGGGGAGCAAGGCCUGCGGUGAGGCGCAGGAUGGACGCGUUGGCUGUCAUGAUGUAGGAUCUCCUGACCUAGAACCAUGCCCGGCGCAGGGAGAACAACGAGCUUAUGGACCGGGUGCGGGGGCUGCUGUGCGAGAAAGCCUACCUGCUGGCCCGGGAGCGUUCGCUGGCCCACCUGGUGGCUUUCCCUAGACGUUUAACGGCGACUCCGCCCGGCCUCCCGACUUUUUGAUGCAGGCGUUCUCUUACAUGACUUUCUUCGAGGCUAGAUUCUCGAAAGACAUCCUGAAGGUGGCUUUCUUAAUUAGCUGCCUCACCGAGUGGCGGAGCAGUUCGUAGUCCCCUACAUCGAGAGGGAGAGCCCCGUCCUGGCUCAGUACUAGGGCUUCGUGGACGCGCUGUAGCGGGCCUUGGCCGUUGUGGGUAGGAAACAGUCGGGCCGGAUCCCCGGUGUCUGGGGAGCGGCUGCGGCCCGGGCCCGCGCGAGCCACUUCGCUCCUACAAGCCCGGCUCACUAGUUCCAAGCUGCUGGACUUUGACCCUCGCUGGGAAGCUUGAUCGCCGCCUGUUCUCGCCAAUCUCUGCCUUUGCACUGCCCAGCAACCCGGUCACUGCCCAGGACCUGUUAAAAGUUGAAUGGACCUCCCAGAAUCACGCCGCUGCCACCGCCGUUUCUAGAGACGGCUUUUGGCCACCUUUGAGAAUCAGGGUCAAACUUGGAAGGGCCUGCAUUUGUCACACCUCCUCGGACACUAAUUUGGAUAGUUCAGGCCCAGAGACAGCUUCCCGGGUUAGUGUGCCUGACAACACUGAAGAAAAAUUGUGACAUUUUCCUUCCCCAAAAUUACUUCGUUUUAUACAUUUCACUUCUCUUCUGAAAUUACAGCAAUGUCAGUUUGCGCCUUUUGGUCUGAGGAACGCAGGCCCUGGCCACUACCAGGAAAAAAACCUUCUGGAUUUCAGCUUUGGCAAGCUUCCUCUGUUUCUGAGCCACCUCCAUCACCUGGGAUCCUUUGCACAUGGCCUGCUAUCAACAAUCUUCUACAAUGAUUCUCAGCAUCACCUGGGGAGCUUAUGCAAAAUCUCAAAUUCCUGGGCCCUAUCCCCAGAGUUUCUUAUCGAGUAAGUCUGCAUUGGGAUCUGAGGAUUUGCAUCUCUAACAAAAAUUCCUAGGCGAUGCUCACACUGUUGGUGUAAGGUUUCCUUGAUGGAGAACUAUCAAAGCAGUCAAAGCUAUCAAAAUAAAAAAGAAUUCUGAUUGGGUGCAGUGGCUCACACCUGUCAUUCCAGCACUUUGACAGGCCAAGGUGGGCAGAUCACAUGAGGCCAGGAGUUCAAGACCAGCCUGGCCAACAUGGCAGAAACCCCAUCUCUACUAAAAAUACCAAAAUUAGCCGGGCAUGGUGGAACACACCUGCAAUCCCAGCUACUCGGGAGGCUGAAGCAAGAGAAUCGCUUGAACCUGGGAGGCAGAAGUUGCAGUGAAACAAGGUGGUGCCAAUGCAUUCCAGCCUGGAUGACAGAGCGAGACUCUGUCUCAAGAAAAAAACAAAAACACAAACAGAACUCUGCCUCAUAGCAUCUUUUAAGUUAUACACUGGACCUAUCCUUUCCUCACUGACAGACAUUUUAAAAAUUUUUUGGUAAGGCCUAGUUCAUAUAAAAUGUAAUCCAAGCCAAAAGUGAACAAGAAUAAGGGGAGGAAAGGGGACUCCAAUAGCAGAGAAAGGUAUUUACCUGGGAUAUACACUGCAAGAAAAUCAAAGCUAUAAGAAAUGUCCAUGAAUAGUAGCCAUAAGGCAUCAGAGUGAUAAAAUUCCUGUCCCUAGGAGGGAAUAUUGGAGUUUGCCAGAGAAACAGAAUGAGAGAGACAGAGAGGUUUAUUGUAGGAAUUGGCUCAUAUGAUUACGGAGGCUGAGAAGACCCACGAUCUGCCAUCUGCAAGCUGGAGAAUCAGGAAAGCUGGAGGUGUAAUUCAGUCAAGUCCAAUGGCCAGAGAAGCAAGUGUACUGAUAUCCAAGAGCAGGAGAAAGUAGAUGUCCCAGAACAAGCAGAGAGGCUGAUUUUGUCCUUCCUCUGCCUUUUUGUUUCAUAUGGGGCACUGAAUGGACUGAUGCCCAUCCACAUUAGUGAGGGUGGAUCUUCUUUACUCAGUCUACCAAUAGAAAUGUCAAUGACUUCCAGAAACACCCUCACCAACACACGUGGAAAUAAUGUUUUACCAGGUAUCUGGGCAUCCCUUGGUUCACUCAAAUUGACACAAAAUUAACCAUCACAGAAGGAGACUGGCCUUACUCUGAAAUUAGGAAACUAAAGAAGUGACCAGAAUGGAGACUAGGUAGAGACAACUAGUUCUCUACCAUAUGUACAGUCAUUCCUUGGUAUCUGAGGGGGAUUGGUUCCAGGAACUCUCAGGGAUACCAAAAUCUGCAGGUGCUCAAGUCAUUUAUGUAAAAUGUUACAGUAUUUGCAUAUAACCUUUGCACAUCUUCCAUAUACUUUAAAUCAUCUUUACAUUACUUAUAAUAAUGAAUGUAGUGUAAAUGCUAUGAAAAUAGAUAUUACACUCUAUUGUUUAUUUGUAUUUUUAUUGAAUUGUUUUGGGGUGGGGGGCAGCUGUAUUCUCCUUUCUUAGUAAUAGAACCCCUGGUUUUAGUUGGGCACAUGACUGCCCUCAAUAAAGAUUAAAGUACCCCAGCCUUCCUUGAGAUUGUGGCCAUGUGACUGAACUUUAGACAGUGAGAUAUAAGCAGAUAUCUUCUGUGGCAGUGUUAGGAAACUAUUAAAGACAGUAAGAACAUUGCCCUUUGCCUUCUUUUUCCUUUCUUCAUUUUUUUGCCUGGAAUGCAAAUGUGAUGGCUAACACCCUAGCAGCCAUUUUAGAUUAUGAAGAUGAGAGCCACUCCCCAGGAAGGGUGGACCUGAAAGCUGGAUUCUAGAUGUGGAAUGACAAUACCAGCCCUGGACUACCUACCUGUAGGCUGUGUGUGUGUGUGUGUGAUUGACAGAGAGAGAGAUAGAGAUACCAGAAGUAACACAAAGCAUGGUACCUGGGACUGGGAAGGUAAAUGUUUAAACAUUUUAAAUGUGGCAUUGGUUUGUUGAAGACAGUCAAGCAGUAGGUGCUGCAGUUGGUCUUUAUUAGGUGAUGGCAAAACAAUGGAUCACAUUUUCAUGUGCUGUGUCUUGGGAGGCAAAUGAUGAGAAUGUAGGAUUGGGGAAAAUGGUAAGGAAAAUCCAAAAUAUUCAUGUUUUCUAACCCCUUCUUGCCAAUCUUAAAAGAAGGACAAACUGAGGCUAGAUUAAGCAAGUCUACAGUUACAGUUGGAAGGAAACACAGCCGUGCUAAGGAAGUACUCUGUCUGUGGCCUGCAGUCUAGUUUGACUAGGUCCUGUAUUUGAGCUUUGAAAGAGUAAAGAAUACAAGUGCUCAUAUACCCCUGAAGUAGUUACCAGCAGUGACUGCAAGGAGGUAAUCUUAUGGGAUGAAACUAUAACUGUGUAUUAACCAUCAUAUAUAGCAUAUAUGUGUAUAUGUAUGUGUGUGUAUAUAUGUGUAUAUAAAUAUAUGUGUGUAUAUACACACAUGUACACACACCCUACAACCCAGUGAUUUCAAAAAAUUAAACAUUUGUUUAGCUCAUGAAUCUGUGGGUUAGGUGACCAUUUCUAUUGGUCUUGGCUGGGCUCACCUGUACCCAGUCAGCUGCAGGGUCUAGCUCUUCUUAUCUUGGCUGGGAUCUCGCACAUGUCUAGGAUCAGCUGCUUUACUAGUCUAGGAUUGUCUUGGCUGAGACAGCUGGACUACUCAGUUCUCCUCCACUGCCUUAUCCUUCAGCUGGCCAGCCCAGAAAUGUUGCCAUGUUUACAGCAUAAGAGCAAGCAAGAAAGAAUAAUAUGCAACCACUUUUCCAAGCCUAAGGUGAAAGGGUGGGCAGAACCUGUGGUGUUAGGAGGCAACUCAUACCAGCCCAUGGGUCUACCGUUUAAUUUUCAGAAAUUUGGCAAGCUGAUUGUUAACACAGCCGUUGUUUAAUUUAUGUACUUGUAAUUAAAUAAUUUACAUUAAAACAAAGAUAAUAGGUACUCAAAA